AAAGAACAGAAUUAAAAACUUUAAUUUAUCAAUUCAAAUCACUCGCUUCAAUUUUCAAGUAACAUUUAACUCUAGAAAUCACCUGAGUUUGCGCCGCCGCCGCCACUUCCGAAAACGUUAGUUCACCGCACGAUGGGUCACUGCUUGAUGCACCGGUGAUAAGGACAUGGCGGGUUUUGAUUGAACUUUUAAAAGCACGGGGUCUGGAAAUUAGGGGUAAGAAAGUGAGAAGAGAUAAUGCAAGGAUUAUGAAAAGGGAAAUUUAAAGUGAGCAGGCAGACAAAGUCAAUCUCCGGUGGAUGGAGGUGGUGCUGCCGUAUCCUACUCCUUCUCCCCACUUGUCAACGGCAGCGAUAAAAUGUUCAAAACUUUACUUAGUAGUGAGGCUGUGGAAACAGAGCAGCAGAUGGGGCCAGAGACAGAAGAAGGACAAGAAUAUGAUGGUAAAAUACAGUGAUGGUGGGAAGGAGCUAGGUGGCGGUGAAGGCGGGAAGAUGGUGGUGAAACUGGUGGGAGCAUUCAAGGAGCUGACAGAGAGAAUGAACAGUCAAAUGGUUUCCAGCAGCUCUUCACGCUUACUCUUCAAGGCCCUUAAGCUCUCUAUUCCCAUUCUUCAGAACUUACCUGUCUCUCCCGAUGGCCGCUCCCCUCUCUCCAAGGCUUUGUCCCUUGCUCUUCUUCUCGCCGAUCUUCAGAUGGAUGCAGAAGUGAUUUCAGCCAGCAUUCUGACACAAGUUUUUGAAGAGGGUGCAAUAUCUUUACAUGAAAUCAGAGAUCGUAUAGGCACCGGAACUGCGCUUCUCCUCCAUGAAAGUUUACGGGUGAAGAACGUUCCUUCUAGAGUUGAAGUUUUGGAUGAUGAAGGCGCAGCUGCUUUGAGAAAGUUCUGCCUCACCUACUAUGAUAUUCGAGCUAUAAUACUUGAUUUGGCUCUCAAGCUUGAUAUGAUGAGACAUUUAGAUUAUCUCCCUAGGUACCAUCAGCAAAUGCUUGCUCUUCAGGUUAUGAAAAUACAUGCCCCCUUGGCUCAUGCCAUUGGUACCAACUCCUUGUCGUUGGAGCUGGAAGACCUCGCCUUUCAUUGCCUCUUCCCGGUUUCCUACCUUUACUUGGAUACAUGGUUAUGCAGCCUUAACACGGGAAGUAAUAAGCCUCUUAUCGAUGUAUAUACAGAAGAGCUUCAUCGAGCUCUUAAAGACGAUCCUGUCUUAGCAGACAUGGUUGAUGGCAUCUCAGUUAAAGGGCGGUUUAAAAGUCGGUUCAGCACAAUGAAGAAGCUCUUGAAAGAUGGUCGGAAGCCGGAGGAAGUUAAUGACGUUCUAGGUUUAAGGGUGAUAUUGAAGCCAAAAUCUGGGCAAGAUGUGUCGGAAAUAAUAGGCGAGGAAGCAUGCUAUAGGGCUCGCGAAAUUAUCCAAUCAUUAUGGAAAGAAAUGCCUCACAGGACAAAGGAUUAUAUUGGCAGGCCGAAAGCUAAUGGAUAUAGGAGUUUGCACAUGGCAGUUGAUGUGAGUGGGAGUGGGAAGACUAGACCGCCGAUGGAAAUCCAAAUUAGGACUAUGGAGAUGGAUAUGCUAGCAGCUGACGGAACAGCGUCUCAUUCAUUAUACAAGGGGGGUCUUACUGAUCCUGAAGAGGCAAAGCAGCUGAAGGCUAUAAUGAUGGCAGCAGCUGAAUUUGCAGCGUUGCGUCUUAGAGAUCACCCAUCUUCUAAAAACGUGAAGCUUGACCUGAGAGAUCGAGUAUUUCAACAGUUUGACAAGAACGGUGAUGGGCGUAUCAGCAUAGAGGAACUUAUGGAAGUAAUGGAAGAGCUUGGUGCCCCAGGGGAAGAUGCACAAGAAAUGAUGCAGCUUCUUGAUUCUAACAGUGAUGGUUCUCUAAGCUCUGAUGAAUUUGAUACUUUUCAGAAACAGGUAGAAUUCAUGCGGGCUUUAGAAAACAGAGAUGACGAAUACAAGCUUAUGCUGAAUGAGAAACUUAAAAUGCUUGGCAGAUGAGAGCUUGGCAAAGAAAGAGGUUUGCGUAACAAUUAUUAAAGUAAAUAAUUUGUUUUGAUAAUUAAUGUAUAGUAAACAUUUGUGCAAGCAAUGAAACGAGAAAUUUGCCUUUAUUAAAAAGAUAAGAGCAUUAUUAUAUUCA
Mercurialis annua (annual mercury) is the source of this 2139-nucleotide messenger RNA. Its product is annotated as probable GTP diphosphokinase CRSH, chloroplastic. Gene Ontology annotation, molecular function: calcium ion binding. The record is from RefSeq and is a predicted model, not a curated record. The coding region runs from base 300 to 1997 and encodes 565 amino acids. Gene Ontology annotation, biological process: guanosine tetraphosphate metabolic process. Lineage: Eukaryota; Viridiplantae; Streptophyta; Magnoliopsida; Malpighiales; Euphorbiaceae. The transcript is spliced from 5 exons.